This is a messenger RNA of Macrosiphum euphorbiae (potato aphid), 1041 nucleotides long. NCBI's taxonomy places the organism in Eukaryota, Metazoa, Arthropoda, Insecta, Hemiptera, Aphididae. The record is from the annotation of a GenBank genome assembly.
AUGAUGCUAGUCAGAUCAGUGAUUAUUGUGCUGUUGGGCUUGUGUACGUGCUACGGUCAAAAUGCCGAAGACUACAACGAGGGUAACGACCAAUCGGCGGUAGUGUCGGCGCGUAAAAGUCAAGCUGAUGUAUCUAUACUCAAACAAAUCCACAGACACAAUGAAGACGGAUCGUACACUUACGGGUACGAAGGAUCAGACGGAUCGUUCAAGAUCGAAACCAAGACGGUGACGGGCGAGGUGAACGGCAAGUACGGUUACGUGGACGACUCGGGCAAGUUGCGCGUCGUCGAGUACGGUGCCAACAAGUACGGGUUCCAGCCGUCGGGCGAGGGCAUAACCGUACCGUCACCCACGCUGGUGGAGUUGCGACCGGAAGAGGACGAAGAUGACGAGGAACCAGCUGCACCGGUGCCGGCCAAGAGACCGUCGCCCGCGAAACCCACGAAACCGCUGUUCCGGAACAACAACAACAACAACAACAGGCCUGAAUCGAACGCCGGGUUCGUGCGGCCACAACAACCACAAAUGAAGCCGAUAUCGGUCGCUUCCGAUUUUGACGACGGUGAGUGGACGGCGCAACCAGUGAGCCGACCGCAACAGCCAGCCCCGUCUCACCGGCCGGCGCCACGUCCGAACAAGCCCGCUCCGCCGGUGUCCGGUUCGUUCAGGGCCGUUCCGGUAGAGGAGCCAUCGGUCUCGGGUCCGUCCGGGUCGUUCGAGUCCGUCCAGAACUUUGGCGGUAGGCGGCCGACCGGAAACGGACGUGCGGCCCACGCCUCCUCCUCCGUCGAUAACUCGUACCAGACGUUCGAGGAACACCAAGAACCGAUGACGGAACCACCGACGUUUUACCAACCGGUCGCCAAACCCGCGGCCAAGCGCACCAGGCCCGCAGCCGCUCAGCUGUCCACCAACUACCGCACGGCGCCCAGACAGAUGCGCACCAGUGGCGUUCUCGACCAGCUGGCCGAACAGUACGCGCUUCCCGAGUCCCGGUCGCCCGUGGCUCACGACUUUUCGUUCGGAUCGGACUCUUGA